AUGCCAGCCGAUUAUGACUCUUUUCUUCUCGCACAGGGCUUACGAACAAACAAAAGUGAUAUUUGGCAUAUAUAUAUAUUCAGAUCUGGAGCCACGAUGUCAUUGCAUGCCAGAAGCUGUGUCUCUGGUGUUUUCGGAAGGCGUAUUCCAAUCCUGGUUUCCAUACGAUCGGGACUACGCUUGAGGCAGCAGCACCAUCAGCAGUACAUACGGCACACUUGGAAAAGGCACAAUUCAAGCUCUCACAUUCCUCUAUCAUCACAUGAAGACAUCACUAGACAGCACCAGAUCCGUUCCUCGCUGGAAAGCAUUAUCUAUGAAUCAUCCAACAAGCCUCUGCCUGAGAUCUCAUUGAAUGACCUGCUGAAGUUUAACACCGCUACCAAACACAACAAGGAGCUCAUGAUCCUCCAGAAUGCUAACGAAACUGUUAUGGAUAUGCUGACAUUGAUUGCUACCAGAUUGAAAGUGUUCAGACAGUUGCCAUACAUUGUGGUGCUGAACCCUAACAUUGCCGAGAUAUAUGACGCCUACCUCGAGACCUUGAAGGUACUGCUCGAAUUUGUGGCCUCUGUUCAAGGAGAUGAUUCGAAAUUACAACUGGAUUCUUUCAAGCUGUCUAGCUUGGAACAGAACGAAAGGCUCAUUGGUGUGCUCCAAAAGUCUAUUGAUAUCCACACAGAUAACCUCACGGUUUUGUCCAAGGGGUUCGAGGAAAUAGCUCCUUUGAAUCUCUUCAACGGCGCAGAGUUCCUGGAUAACCAUCUGAAGGAGCGCAUCAUGAUGCGAUUGGUUGCAAACCAUCACAUGUCUCUUUCGGCUCAGUUGGCUCCGUUGAGCAACUCCGAUAUCGACAGUGGGGCUCUCAGAAGCAUUGGCGUCGUCGAUAAGAAGCUAGAUGUGAUGCAGGUUAUUCGUGAGAGUAUCGAUUUUGUGAAUGGGAUGUGCCUACUGAAAUACGAUGAACGAGUUAAAGUUCAAGUCGAGACCUUCAUCAUCAAAAGUGAUGGUACUACCACGUUCACGAAAUACGAGCCUCAACUAAAUGUUGAUGGCAUUGAUGCGGAAGUAUUCUUCCCAUUUAUUCCUUCUCAUCUUGAAUAUGUUCUGAACGAGGUUUUCAAGAACUCUGCAAGGGCCCUCAUAGAGUCCCAAUCGUUGGCUCCCAUUCAGAUCACUUUGGUAGCUAAAGACUAUCAGAAUUUGAAGGAAAAUGAACAUCUUGAUACCGUUCUAGAGAUCCGGAUUAGUGAUAAAGGCGGUGGUAUCCCUCCUGAGGCUAUGGAGAGAUUGUUCGAGUACAGUUUUACUACCUUCGACUCAGAAGAGGCUGGCGAUUCUUACAAAACUUUGAACAACAUUGGUGGAAACGGUGCCGUCAAUAUUAUUGCAGGAAUGGGAUAUGGGUUACCUUUAAGUAGGAUCUAUGUUGAACUAUUUGGUGGUGACCUGGAUGUUCAAACCAUAUAUGGCCAUGGAACGGACGUUUAUAUUAGACUGAGGGGUCCGGAUGCAUCCCUUUUGAAGUGA
Messenger RNA from Kuraishia capsulata CBS 1993, 1530 nucleotides. RefSeq lists its product as uncharacterized. Gene Ontology annotation, biological process: protein phosphorylation; regulation of glucose metabolic process. The transcript has a single exon. The record is from RefSeq and is a predicted model, not a curated record. Bases 1 to 1530 code for a protein of 509 amino acids. Gene Ontology annotation, molecular function: pyruvate dehydrogenase (acetyl-transferring) kinase activity. Gene Ontology annotation, cellular component: mitochondrion. Lineage: Eukaryota; Fungi; Ascomycota; Pichiomycetes; Pichiales; Pichiaceae.